Molecule: messenger RNA, 1874 nt
Organism: Cladocopium goreaui
Lineage: Eukaryota; Dinophyceae; Suessiales; Symbiodiniaceae
Source: the annotation of a GenBank genome assembly
AUGGGCGCCGGCGCAUCCUUGGCCAAAGAUUCGCUCAGCGAUGCCAGCGAUGCGCAGAUUCGCUCAGCGCUGGGCGAGCUGUCGUCGGCUGAAUGGGCCAAAGUCCAUGAGGCAGCGGCCAACGGCGCUGGGGACGCGGCCCAUUGGGCCUUAACCUUGGCAUCUGCAGCAGCUCCAGUGACGUCCGCGACUGAUGUGGUGGUAGCGGCGGGGGAGAAUGAGGAUGGAGUGGAUGAAGCCUUGGCUCAGGACAUAGAAUUCUCUGAACAUUGUGGAGUGUUCCAACAUUCGGAAUUGGCAGAGCAGGAGAAGCUCUUUCUGAAAUGUUUGCGGAAACGUGCUGAACGGGAAGCGAAAAAGAAGUUGGAGAAGGAGCAGAAGAAGGCUGCGGCAAAGAAAUUGAAAGAAGAGCUGCCUGCCAAUCCCUGGUGUACGAAGGAAGCUAUGGAAGCUGCGUUCGACAACGAAUUGGACGUCCUUCUCAAGCUGUUUGAUCAAGGAGUGGAACCCGAAUGUGCUGAUGAGCAUGGAACCACCCUUCUGAGCGAAGCAUGCGCUGGAAACGCCAAGGAAGUUGUCGAGAUGCUGUUGGGGGAAGCCUGCGAUCCCAAUGCCAUCGGCCGCUAUCAUCGAUCCCCUCUGUGGCGAGCAGCUUAUGCUGGAAAUGAGGAGCUCAUUCGCAUGCUGCUGCGUAGCGGUGGAGAUCCCAGGGAGUGUGACGAACAAGGAGCUCGUCCCAUCGACGUGGCCAGCAACGCGGCCUCCCGGGAGUAUCUGCUGACUUGGGAUCCGGCCUCGACAGAUCGGAUCAAGGAGGACAAACGGAAAGCGGCCAAAAACGCGGAGAAGGAAGAGAAGGCGAAGUUCCAGCGACAGAAACAAGAAUUGUCAGAGUCACUGGAAGAAUCCGAGCGCAAGAAGCAAAUCUCCAGUGGCUUGCCCUGCGGAAGUGAACUCUUUCGUGCCAAGAAGCUGUUGGCCGACUACCGCCAGCAGAAGGUCUUCUUUGCCGAGCAAGGUCAGGCAGAGAAGAUUGCUGAGCUGGAACCCUUGAUUGAGGGGGCGGAAGCGUCGGUGAGGCUCUACGAAUCCUCAGUGCAGGAAUGGGACUGGAAAGCUUCCCGUGCCCGGUUGAAGAUGAACGACCUGGAAGAAGCCAAGAAGGAGAAGGAAGCCAAAGCGGCUGGAAAGUUUCGUGGCUUCCGCGUGGAGAUUCUGUGCAAUGCUCUAGAGGAUCUGGAUCUGCUGCUGCCACGCUUGGGCAAAACCCUGGAGGUGGUGGAAGAUUUCACCUGGAACGAACUGGAGCUGGUGGUUGGAGAUGCCAUGAUUCGGGAGGGCGCCUUUUCACAUUUGAAGCCCAGCGACUUCAACAAGGACUUCUUGCAGACCUAUGGUCGAUUGCCUCCUGAGCCGGAGGCUGAAGGAAGUGAAGGAUCACUGGAAAUCAGUUUCAAUCGCGUGAUUCCCAUCAAGGCCAUUGCAGAUGUCCUUCUGAAAGAUGUGGGCGGACUGAGAGCGAAAGAUGGACGUUGGCCGUUUGUCGUAGAUCCAUCUGGUCGCACAUCCACUUUCAUCAAGUACACAGGAGCCGCUGUUUACACCAUCGUGGAACUGCAGGACAUGGAUUCGAUGCGGCUGCGGCGCGCUUUUUUGAAUUCUUUGCUGAAUGGAGGUGUCAUUUUGAUCGACUUGGGCGGCUUCGACAUGAAAAUUGAUGUGGUGGCAGACAAGUUCAACGAUCUGGAGAAGGGCCUCUUUGCAAAGCUGUUGGAUCGUUCUGUCCUGUUCGUCUUCGGAUUUGUGACAUCCUUCCGUGACCCGGAUUUGGACUUCGCCAAGCAGUUACUUGGCAGUGGCAGCCAAAUGCACGG